This is a messenger RNA of Perca fluviatilis (European perch), 6507 nucleotides long. RefSeq names its product inositol polyphosphate-5-phosphatase F (gene inpp5f). Bases 395 to 3814 code for a protein of 1139 amino acids. Gene Ontology annotation, biological process: regulation of endocytic recycling; phosphatidylinositol dephosphorylation. Gene Ontology annotation, cellular component: early endosome; clathrin-coated endocytic vesicle. NCBI's taxonomy places the organism in Eukaryota, Metazoa, Chordata, Actinopteri, Perciformes, Percidae. The record is from RefSeq and is a predicted model, not a curated record. The transcript has 20 exons. Gene Ontology annotation, molecular function: phosphatidylinositol-4-phosphate phosphatase activity.
AGCAGGAAACUGUCGGUUAACGUUACGAGUGCACGUAGCAGCAUCUGGGACAUUUUCUCCCCUUUUUAUGUGUCUUUGCCUUUACUCCGUGCAGCAUGACCGUGGGACGGGCUGCUUCUCCAGUGGAAAGGGAAUUUGAUUAGCAGUAUGCUUAUAAGUGGAAUAAACACAUCCGACACGCAUCCAGCUGCUGCUGCUGCUGCUGCUGCUAGCUCGCGAGGUAGCUAUCUGCCGUAGUUUACCAGCCUGUGGGGAGCGAGCUAACCGUGGCUAGCCAGUCAGUCGCUCUCCGGCUAGCUACAGUUUUACCUCCAAGGCGUGAGACUUGAUAAUUACCUGUACCUGGCUACUAGGCCAGCUAGUUACCUGUGUUUGUGUAACGUCAAGGGACAAAAUGGAGCUGUUCCAAGCCAAAGACGACUACAUUCUCCAGAGCGGGGAUCGUGCUCUGUGGUGCAGCCGAAAAGACGGGACCAUGACAGUCAGACCUGCAACAGACCUGUUGUUAGCUUGGAAUCCAGUGUGUUUGGGCGUGGUAGAAGGUAUCAUUGGAAAGAUACAGCUUCACACAGACCUUCCUCUGGGCCUCGUAUUAAUACGCCAGAAAGCACUGGUGGGCAAUUUACCAGGCAACCACAAAGUCUACAAGAUCACCAAGAUAGCCGUCAUUCCCCUGUCUGACGAAGAGCCACAGGAGCUUGAGCUGGAGCUUUGCAAGAAGCAUCACUUUGGAAUCGACAGACCAGACAAACUGGCCCAGUCUCCUGAUGAAUCAAAGUUCUUGAUGAAGACCUUCAGCCAGAUCAAAUCUAAUGUUGCUGUGCCCAUCAAGAAAAAGUAUUCCCCUGCCUUCCAGGUCAAGGAAAAUAAAGAGAAAGAACGCCUGGAGAGGCGGCUGCUGGAUGAGCUGUACAAGGUAUUCAUGGACUCCGAUUCCUUCUACUACAGCAUGACCUACGACCUGACAAACAGUGUGCAGCGCAAGGGAGACUCGGAUAAGUCCAGCUUACCCCUAUGGAAACAGGUGGACGACCGUUUCUUCUGGAAUAAACACAUGAUCCAGGACCUUAUUGACCUUCAGGUGCCAGAGGUGGACUUCUGGGUGAUACCAAUCAUCCAGGGCUUUGUACAGGUGGAGGAACUGGUGGUGAACUACAACGAGACAUCCGACGAAGAGAGGAGCAGCCCUGAAACGCCACCACAGGAGGUCACCUGUGUUGAUGACAUCCAUCCCCGCUUCACUGUGGCCCUAAUCUCCAGACGCAGCCGCCACCGCGCAGGGAUGCGGUACAAACGCAGAGGAGUGGAUACCGAUGGCCAUGUGGCUAACUAUGUGGAGACGGAGCAGUUAAUCCACGUGCACAGCCACACUCUGUCCUUUGUGCAGACUCGUGGCUCCGUGCCUGUCUUCUGGAGCCAGGCGGGGUACCGCUACAAUCCCCGGCCACGCUUAGAGAAAGGAGAGAAGGAGACCAUGUCUUACUUUUCUGCUCACUUUGAAGAACAGCUUAAACUCUACAAGACGCAGGUCAUCAUUAACUUAGUGGAUCAAAGUGGACGGGAGAAGAUAAUUGGGGACGCAUAUCUGAAGCAAGUCCUGCUUUACAACAACCCAAACCUCACAUAUGUUUCAUUUGACUUCCAUGAGCACUGCCGAGGUAUGAAGUUUGAGAAUGUGCAAGUACUGACCGAUGCGAUCUCUGACCUCAUCACUGACAUGAAGUGGGCCUGGGUGGAUCAGGCUGGAGUCAUCUGCAAGCAGGAGGGUAUCUUUAGAGUCAACUGUAUGGACUGCCUCGACAGGACCAACGUGGUCCAGGCUGCUAUUGCUCGGGCGGUGAUGGAACAACAGCUGAAGAAACUGGGUGUGAUGCCUCCGGAGCAGCCUCUGCCUCUCAAAUGCUACAGGAUUUAUCAGAUCAUGUGGGCCAACAAUGGAGACACCAUCAGCAGACAGUAUGCAGGCACAGCAGCGCUCAAGGGAGAUUUCACCAGGACGGGGGAGAGGAAACUGGCUGGUGUGAUGAAGGAUGGCGUGAACUCAGCCAACCGCUACUAUCUGAACCGCUUCAGGGAUGCUUAUAGACAAGCAGUCAUUGACCUAAUGAUGGGCCUGCCAGUGACAGAGGACCUGUACUCCAUCUUUAGUAAGGAGAAGGAGCAUGAAGAGAAAGAGAAAGAGAGCCAGAGGGGAGCGCAGGAGCAGGUCAGCCUCCUGCUGCAGACCUACAUGCAGCUUUUGCUGCUUGAUGAUGAGAAGUUUCAUGGAGGUUGGGCCCUCAUCAAUUGUGACAUGAGCCUCAUUGAUGCAUCCAACAAAGACGUGGAUGUGCUGCUGCUUCUGUCUGACAAAGCCUAUUACAUUGCAUACUACGAUGAAGAAGCAGACAAAGUCGACCAAUACCAGCGCCUCAAUUUAGAGGGUUUGGAAAAGAUCGAAAUUGGUCCAGAGCCUACUCUGUUUGGGAAGCCAAAGUUCUGCUGUAUGCGUUUGCAUUACAGGAAUGAAGAGACGAGUGGAUACUUUCACACACUGAGAGCAGUAACACGAAAUCCUGAGGAUGAUGGAAAAGACACAUUGCAAUGCAUAGCUGAGAUGCUUCGCAUAAUGAAACAGGCCACGGGGCUGGACCUGCUUGUGGUUGAAAAGAAGCUGGAGAGGCGGCAGAGUAGGCCUCAUGAGGAUAUAAUGGGGAUCCAGAACAAACCUGCUGACCAUGUCCAGGGUAGCUCCGGUCUAGCUCAGGGCAAAAGUUUCCUCCUCAACAAGUUCUCCUCUCUUAAUCAGAAAGUUAAACAGACCAAGACGAACGUAAACAUUGGCCCCUUCAAGCCCCUCGGGAGGCUGGGCAACUUCUCUAAGCCUGAUGUAAAAGUCAAUUUCCUGAAGCCAACUAUGCAUGUCAACCUGUGGAAGUCAGACAGCAGCUUGGAAACAUCGGAUAGCAACCCUGGCACAGGAGCCCGAAAAGAUAUCGGUGACGGGCACUCUGAAAUCUCCGACGACUCUGACUCCUACAACUCUGACCCAGACCACCCGUGCUCUGGUUCUUUAGAAAACGUGGACUAUGUGCUGCCCAGCUGCGGCAUUGUAGCAUCAAACCCACGACUGGGCAGUCGCUCCCAGUCUAUUGGCAGUGUGGAGCUAAAUAUCCCCUCUGUUAUCCGAGUCACUGGCUGUGACGAGAAGCAGGAAAGCCCUUCUCGAGACAGUGAUGACAAGUCCCCAGGGGCCGCCUCGGUGGCUGAAGAAGCCAUUCUGAUUGACUUUGGUACCCCCAUCGAUGCCUACUGCCACCAGUUUGUCCAGGAUGCACAGACCAAACCUGUUGAGGUGUUUGGAGAGCAGCCGCCCCCGCUCAACCCUGUGGUGCCUGUGCAGAAUAAGACUCUAGCAGAGCCAGACAAGCGGCCGAGCUCUGAGCCGCAGCAUAAGCCGGAGGAGCCCCAGCUCCCCAGGCCGUCCCAGCUAGACGUCGACUCCACUACCUCCAGUUCCAACCUCCUCGCUGUCCAAAAGGUCAGCUCUGCGGCCUCAGGAGGCUCUCAGAGGAGCCUGUGUUCACAGAUGGAGGGCAGCCUCGGCCCCUCACCUGCCGACAGCAACGGCAGCCGAGUGGUGUCCCCCUUUGCCAAGAUCAAGAGCUCCAUGGUCCAGGUGGCCAGCCUCACCCAGGCGGGACUCACCCAGGGCAUCAACUUUGCUGUGGCGAAGGUACAGAAGAGCCCAGAGCCAGACACUGUCAACGAAGCCCAAGAGAGCGAGCUGAAGGCAAUGUUUACACAGUGCCAGACCAGGAUCAUUCAGAUCUAGUGCUUUCCUUGUAGCAGGAUUUUGUAGUCGUACGUCUUGUUGAAACUUCCUGUAUGGUAGCAGUAGCAAAAGCUUGCACAUAGCGUCACUACUCGGCCAAGAACUGCGCUCUUACAUCUGCCCUUUAGUUAAACUUGCCCGUGUUAAUUAUGACUCUUGUACAGAAUUUAGGAAUAUAUACGUAAGCCCAUCAUGACAGUGACCAUGUUUACAUGCACAUAAUUAUGGACUCUUAGGAGAGCACUGAUUGUCCAGUUAUUUGAGCUAACGGACGUUUAGCUCAUAAUCAUUUUUGCCAUGCAACCUCGCACGAUGUCAAGUGUUUAAUAAGCGAUUGUGUUAUCCCACGUCCAAUUUUAUACAGUGGAGCUUCUGAUUGAAAUGAGAGUGUACGUUCAAAUCCUAAAAUACUCCAGAAAAAGUGCUACUGUAUUAGUAGUUUUCUUAUCAUAUUAUUCAAGGAUAUUCUCAUUAUGACUACCUUAAGAGACCAAAAACAAGAUAGAAGAAGAUAUUUUUCUUUUUUAAGAUGUUUUAAACUGUGGUAUGCAGAGUAUUUUUGUGCAUGUAAACAAUGUCACUAUCCUCAGUCUGAAUGGUUAUUAUACCCACAGUGCUUGCAUGUGAGGUUAAUGGUAGCUGAUUUUGACACGGCAGGUAAACAUUACCUGUAUGUUAAAAGACCAAUCUGACUUUUAUCAUGUACUGUACGUCACCCUGUAUGUGCAGGUCACUUAUUGGCGUUUGUGAUAUAGACCGCGUAAUAACCUUCAAUUUGUAACAGUUGUAGAAUCCGACCAAAUAUCUUUUGUGAUUCCCAAAGGACAAUUCUGUGUUAACUAUUACCCUUUGUACAGCUUUCAGAAACUAGCCAGACAACAUACUGUACGUAGUUAUCCUAUGUAAUAUCAAUGUUGUCAAGUGUAACUUAGAAGAUAUACCGUUAUAGAAAUAAUGACUACACAAGAGUAGAAAGUAAGAGAUAGUAAGAGUAUCCUGGUUGUUGAUAUGUACAGUGAGUAUCGUAUGUUUCUCUGUUCCCUGAGUAGCGCCUUCCCUUAAGCUUUUUGUAUUGAUGGUAGGGUGGCAUCUCAAAGAGGUAUGAGCAUUAUAUUUUCAAAAGAACUCCCAGUACUGUCAUUGCUAAUCAUGAAUAACCAGAAAACUACUGGUUGGAGUUGUUUUUGAUAGGUAAAAUGUAAUGAAAUAACUAUUCUGCUAAUGGUUGUACUAAUGAACUAUGACGGUUUGUUUGAACCGAGUCCUCGGCCAGCGUUGUACAUUGACGUUGCAUGUUUGACAAAGACAGGAGGGUAGCAUAUAGUAGGUAUAUAUGCAAUUGCACCCAUCCAAUUAUUAGAACCACUGACGCUUUAUGCACUCCCCAAACUGAAAGCAUAUUUGCCUUAACAGGGAAUUGAAGUGGGAUUAUGUAUAUCAGGUAUUUAUGGCAAAAUCUACCUUUUUAAGUCCAUUCUUACAUGUUACAUUUGGUGUACUGUAUAAAAGAUCAUGUUCAGGGUUACUGUAUGUGAUCAGGCUUUAUCUUGGGAUAUUUCAUCCACUGGCACGUAACAUUCUCUGCGGAAAUGAGCAAGUUUUGGAGAUGUGUUGGGCGUUUGUAUGUACUGUACAGUAUGUGUGAGUUAGAGCAUCCCUACUACUGCUGCUGGUAUUUAGGAGUGCUCGUCUUAGAGCCCUAGUCAUAUUUAUGUGCUAUGAAGCCGUUAAUAUUGUUACAAUGUACGUGUUUUUCCGUUAACCUCAGGUGAGGUUUUGCCUCGUUAGUCACCCGUUGCACUUGUGGUUUCCAUUCAGUGAGCAUGUCCCAUAUGACCGUCCUCCAGAAGAAAUUCUAAUGUAUCAAGGCCACCUCAUUACACUGCUUUUGUAUAUAUGUGUCUAUUUAUGAUAAAUAAUAAUAAUCUGGUUUGCUUUGAGGUGAAAUAUCCCAAGAUAAACGGUCACCGGUUUCAUAUUUUGUGUUAUAUUUGCCUGUUUGCAUUCAGCUUGCUCACCAGCAGACGAGAAGUGCGAUACUUGUAUAUUUUAUCUGACUAUACUUGGGUUAAGUGAGAUUGUAGCCUUGGCUGCUGCAUUAUAUAGUUAUUGAACCUGCGGAUAGUGUGUGGUGCUGCCAAAAGCUUUAAGGUAAUAGCUGUAAUGCAAAGUUUUAAUGCAGAGGGGUUGAAAGGUGGUUUUUCUUUUAAUUUUUUUUUAACUUCCCGUGGGAUUGCAAACACUGGAGCGCUUGUCAAGCAUAGCAGAAACGUAUUCUGUCCCACACUUGCUGUGUUAAGCUAGAAGAACAGUUAUCCUCAACAUUCCCGAUAGAGACCACAAUGCUAUAGUGUUGGUGUCUGGUUUUUAUAUUCAAAAGCUGGAAUAGUUUAAUUUGAUUCUAAAUUUGCUUGGUGAGAUUUGUCUCUUUUUUUUUUUUUACACCAAGUGCUUUUGCAACCACCUCUUUGUUUGUUGUCUGUGGUUGUCCUCCACUUCUCUUAGGACCCCAGACCAUGACAAGUCAUCAUGCAACUAGGUCUUAAAGCAUUUGAUUUGCACUGUUUAACAUUUAGCACCAUUUUCAUCUCAAUGUCUGUGGUCAUCUUUCCUCUUUACCAACUGACUGUUGUCAUUGUUUUCCACAGUGUACUGAGAUUGUAUUGUAUAUUAAAGUAUCCUAUUUAUUCUUA